Molecule: messenger RNA, 1383 nt
Organism: Drosophila erecta
Lineage: Eukaryota; Metazoa; Arthropoda; Insecta; Diptera; Drosophilidae
Exons: 3
Coding region: 1-1383 (460 amino acids)
Source: RefSeq, a predicted model, not a curated record
AUGCGGAUAACAGCCAACCAUGCUUUAAGGAAUAGGAAAGAUGUCAACGGUCAAAUAAUUAAGCAAACACCAACUUGCAAAGUAAGCCAUGGCCUAGGUCGAAGGACAUCACUGACAGGCUUCAGUCAGAAAGUAAGAAAUGACCAAAACUAUAAGCUUAGAGAGGAGGGUUCAACGACCUGGCUAAAUUGCAAUGGUCAAAACAUUGCCGUACAGAAAAAACACAUCAAGAAUUUGGGAAUAGACGUUCAUAAUUUCUAUGGAGGUCCGGUCAUGAAAAAUCGUCCGAAACUUGCGCCCCUGCAAAGCAACAUUUAUUUUGAUCAAUUCGAGUCCAAAUCUUCGGAUAAACGACAUGAAUCAAAGUUGCGUAAUGAAACCAUUGCACCUGAAAGUGAUACAAAUAAUAUGGGAACGCAGCAACAACAACCUAAUAAAAUAUACUGCCUCGUCAAUAAGGUACCCAAAUGGGAAAUUUUAAUGAAUCCCGCGAUUGUGAGACCGAUCGAUAAGUUCAUUCUAGACAAGUUAAGAAAAUGUCCUCGACGCUCCAGACAGUCAAAAAAUAGCCGAAUUCAAAAGCGUAACGAAAGAAAGUUAUCGCGACCUUUCAGUAGCAGAACCAAUAGAAGAAGUGUAGAAAGGAUGCCUGAGGAAAAUGUUGAAUAUGAUAAUAUAACACUGUGCAACUUCGGAGACAUAAGACCUAGGAAUUAUCCAGAGGAGGAUGACAGUGAAAAAUGCUAUAGCUCUGACCCAGACAGCGAUGACACGGUGACAGAAAGCAUUUAUAUAGAUGAUAUUAAUAUUUUCAGUUCAGAGAAAGACGAUAUAUCCUUAGAAGGUGAAUUUCUCCCAGCAGCGUAUAAGAAGCCUAAAUAUAAUACUAAACUGGUUUGUAGUGAUACCUUUACUUCAGAGAAAGAAGAAUUUCACAGUCGCAGGAAUAGUGGAAUCGCGAACUUCUUAGAAGGCGAAGGGGCAUUGCUUCCAGAAAAAGGGAUCACUUUAGAGGAUAAGGAUGAUAGUGAUAUCUUUAGCUCAGAGGUAGAAGUUCAAAGCCAAGGACAUACGGCGAGUGAAUUGACAAUCUACUCAGAAGAAGAUAAGCCACUGCUUGCGGAAAAUUACUUUACUCUUGAUUAUAAGGAUCUUCAAAAUUAUGCAAAGUAUGGCAUAGGCGGAGAAGUCAUUCAUAGACGAUCAUACGAGAUCAAUUUGACUGUUACUAUCCCUCGUUGGGCUCACCGUGAUCACAUGAAACUUCUUUUUAGCUGUUUUAAGCAGUUGAAGAAAAAGUUUGAUCUUACUUGGAUGGAGCAUGAAGAUGGAGAUGGAAAUGGCAGGAACAACAGCCUUCCCGACAGCCAAUCACGCCAGUGA